Messenger RNA from Suhomyces tanzawaensis NRRL Y-17324, 1587 nucleotides. RefSeq names its product amidophosphoribosyltransferase (gene ADE4). The coding region runs from base 1 to 1587 and encodes 528 amino acids. Gene Ontology annotation, biological process: purine nucleotide biosynthetic process; purine nucleobase biosynthetic process. The transcript has a single exon. The record is from RefSeq and is a predicted model, not a curated record. Gene Ontology annotation, cellular component: cytoplasm. Gene Ontology annotation, molecular function: amidophosphoribosyltransferase activity. NCBI's taxonomy places the organism in Eukaryota, Fungi, Ascomycota, Pichiomycetes, Serinales, Debaryomycetaceae.
AUGUGUGGAAUUCUAGGCAUAGUGUUGGCAGACCAACAGAAGAACGUGGCCCCCGAGUUGUUCGAGGGAGCCAUGUUCUUACAGCAUCGUGGUCAAGAUGCCGCAGGUAUCGUUACUUGUGGUACCAAGGGUAGGUUUUACCAGUGCAAGGGUAAUGGUAUGGCCAGAGAUGUGUUCACUCAGCAGAGGAUGGUCAACCUCGUUGGAAACAUGGGUAUCACCCAUUUGAGGUACCCCACUGCUGGUUCAUCGGCAGGGAGUGAGGCCCAGCCGUUUUACGUCAACUCGCCCUACGGGAUCACCUUGAGUCACAACGGUAACUUAGUCAACUCCAUCGAGUUGAGAAAGUACUUGGACGAGGUUGUCCACCGUCACAUCAACACUGACUCCGAUUCCGAGUUGUUGACCAAUGUGUUUGCCGCCGAGUUGGACAAGUUCAACAAGUCAAGAGUCAACAACCAAGAUUUAUUUUCCGCUUUGACCGGCACCAUGGAGGCUAUCAGAGGUGCCUAUGCGUGCGUGGCCAUGUUGGCUGGUUACGGGAUCAUUGGGUUCCGUGAUCCCAACGGUAUCAGACCGCUCUUGUUCGGUGAGAGAAUCAACGCCGACAAGUCUCGCGAUUACAUGUUGGCAUCGGAGUCGGUGGUGUUGAAGGCACAUGGAUUCCAUACCUUCAGAGAUGUCAAGCCAGGUGAGGCCGUGAUCAUUCCCAAGGACUCCUCCGGGGUGGUCAAGCCCGAGUUCCGCCAGGUCGUCGAGCCCAAGGUGUUUGCACCCGACAUCUUCGAGUACGUGUACUUUGCCAGGCCCGACUCGGUGUUGGACGGGGUUUCGGUGUACCACUCCCGACUCGAGAUGGGAAUUAAGUUGGCAGCCAAGAUCUCCAAGGUCGAGGACCUUGACAUCGAUGUGGUGAUCCCGGUUCCAGACACCUCUAGAACAUCAGCGUCACAGUGUGCGGUGUCGUUGAACAUUCCCUACAGAGAAGGGUUUGUCAAGAAUAGAUACAUCGGCAGAACGUUUAUCAUGCCUGACCAGCAGGAGAGACGGUCUUCGGUGAGAAGAAAAUUGAACGCCAUGGAGUCCGAGUUCAAGGGCAGAAACGUGUUGUUGGUGGACGACUCGAUCGUCAGAGGGACCACCUCCAAAGAGAUCGUGGCCAUGGCUCGCGAAGCCGGUGCCAAACAUGUGUACUUUGCCUCUUGCGCACCUCCCAUCAGAUUCAAUCACAUCUACGGAAUUGACUUGGCCGAUACCAAGGCGUUGGUGGGGUUCAACCGUGACGAAGACGAGAUCGCCAAGGUGAUUGGUGCCGACAAGGUGAUCUUCCAGGACUUGGAGGACUUGAUAUCGUGCUGCACCAGCGACCAGUUGAAGCAGUUCGAGGUAGGUGUCUUCACCGGUAGCUACGUCACCGGGGUCGAGGACAACUACUUGCAAGAAUUAGAGAAGAUCCGGGCCCAGAACCAGCGCCUUCGUGAUCGUAGAGACAGAGGCUUCAGUGUGGACGCCUGUAUUGACGCUUCCGAUAUGGUGGACGUCAAGGCCGAGCUGGAUAUCAGCAUCUACAACAGGGGAGAUUAUUAG